AUGGGCUUCACAAAAACAAUCCUCGUCCCCGGCAACGGCAGAGACUCGCCGAAGAAAGGGGACACGGUUAUCAUUGAGUAUCGCGGAUGCCUGUAUGAUGAGUCGAGGCAAGAUAAUUAUUGCAUGGGGACGCAAUUCGACACAUCGACGGGUCGUGGCCCGCUGAAGACGGAGAUUGGUGUUGGGAAGGUUAUUAAGGGAUGGGACGAAGGCGUACAGCAAAUGUUUCUAGGUGAAAAGGCGAUCCUGACGAUUUCGAGUGACUACGGCUACGGCCCCCGGGGAUUCCCUGGGCUGAUCCCUCCGGACUCGGGGCUGGUUUUCGAGGUCGAGCUGAAGAAGAUUAUUGCCAAAAGCCAAUGA
Aspergillus calidoustus is the source of this 363-nucleotide messenger RNA. The record is from the annotation of a GenBank genome assembly. NCBI's taxonomy places the organism in Eukaryota, Fungi, Ascomycota, Eurotiomycetes, Eurotiales, Aspergillaceae.